UUGAUGUGGACUGGUCCAUCUCUCAUAAAGACUUGGAGGCACAGAUCUCCAACUAUGCGGGCGUGAGGCACAGCAGCAUGCGGUACUACAGAGCUGACAAAAGUGUUACUUGUAGGAACUGCCACAGAACGGGACAUUUGUCCAAGAACUGUCCCACUCCAAAGAAAGCUCCCCCGUGCUGUCUGUGUGCAGGAAGAGACCAUCUGCAGCACAGCUGCCCAGCGCGUUUCUGCCUGAACUGCUGCCUGCCCGGGCACUAUUUCAGGGAAUGCCUGGAGAGAGCCUAUUGGAACAAGCACUGCAACCGCUGCGACAUGAAGGGCCACUAUGCUGAUGCUUGCCCAGAAAUAUGGAGGCAGUAUCACCUAACAACGAAGCCGGGGCCCAUCAAGGCGGCGGGCGCGCCCGCGGAGCGCGCGGUGUCCGUCUACUGCUACAACUGCUCUCGCCAGGGACACCUCGGAUACGAGUGCUCAGAGAAGAGGAUGCAGGGCAACAUGUUCCCCACUUCUCCCUUCGUCUACUACUACGACGACGAGUGCGACAUCAGGAGGAGAGCCAACAGGUUAAAGAGAAAGGUGGCAGACCUGCAGGAAGCUGGCCUUCUGCCAGAACAGUCCGAAACACCAUUGCAGGAAGAACACCUUGAGGUGCCCAGCCAGAAGAAAAAGAGCAAACUUUGGAAAGACCAGGGGAAGCAAAGCAGGCACAGCGAGCAGCAGAAGAAGCUGAAGGUGAGCCGGGCAAAGAAAGGCCCGGAGGGGAAGCACAGGAAGGAUGCUGGAACCCACGGGGAGCCCGAGGAGUUCCCCCGGGGGAGCAGGCAGCAGGGCUGCAAGGGCAGCAGGGCCCGCCGCAAGGGCCUGUGUGUGCAGCAGCCCCCAGAGGCUGCCAGAAGGAAGAUGAAAUGGAAAAAGCAGAAAAUUGCCAGUCCUGACAGCAGGGACAAUCUAUUCCUUAUAAAGCAGCGGAAGAAGAAGUCCAAACAGAAAUCCUGGUGAUGGCAGGUAGCACUGGCAUUCCCUGCUCUGGCUCUGCCUUGUCUUUACUCCUGCCCCUGGCUUAGCACACGAAUUGGAGUCUGUCCUGACCCAGCAUGCUGGGCACAUCACCCCCUGUCCAUCUGCACAGCCACAGGGGACCACUGUAUGUUUAUUUCCUUUGCUUGGGGGUGUGGGGGCACGCUGGGCUUGCAGGCUCUGUUUGUUCAGCACUGAGAUGUGGCUGUGCUGUUGGAGCACAGCACCUUUGGGGCCAGUGCCAGGGAGACGUGGGUCAGGGGUGCUCGGGGUGGAAAGCAGGAACGUGGGUACAAAGCACAUCCCCUCAGCCACCAGUCCCCUCCUGGGAGCAGGAGGGCACUGGGCACUUCCCUCCCCCUGGAAGGGACAGCCAAGUCCCUGCUUUGUGCUUUGGGAUGCAGCAGUCCCCCACCUCACUCUCCAGAGCAGUGCCAUCCAAUCCUUGCCCUCAGGGCUCAACUUUUGGGGAUACAUUCUGUCCUAACCAGCUGCUCAGCAGAGCAGGAAUGAGCAGCUGGGCCUGGAACAGAGUUUACAUCUCACACUAAAUCUGUCCUUGUUCCUUGUAAUGUGUUGGAGGAAAAAGGAGUGGAGUAUGAAGAACACACUUGGUUCCAGUCACACUGUGCUAAAAUUUAAUUUUUUUUAAAGACAGUUAUUUUUGUACACUGGAAUUCAGCAUGUUGUUUUAAGGUUUGUAAGAGUAAAAUGCUUUAUCAAAGGACUAACACAAAUAAAACUUUACGUGAGAAAUAUGAA
Messenger RNA from Onychostruthus taczanowskii (white-rumped snowfinch), 1781 nucleotides. It is a transcript of the gene ZCCHC7, whose product is annotated as zinc finger CCHC-type containing 7. NCBI's taxonomy places the organism in Eukaryota, Metazoa, Chordata, Aves, Passeriformes, Passeridae. Gene Ontology annotation, molecular function: zinc ion binding; nucleic acid binding. The coding region runs from base 78 to 1001 and encodes 307 amino acids. The transcript has 7 exons. The record is from RefSeq and is a predicted model, not a curated record.